This is a messenger RNA of Phytomonas sp. Hart1, 1197 nucleotides long. The record is from the annotation of a GenBank genome assembly. NCBI's taxonomy places the organism in Eukaryota, Euglenozoa, Kinetoplastea, Trypanosomatida, Trypanosomatidae.
AUGGCGGGAUGGGCGCGGCAGCUUUGGUUCGCCCACGCGCCCGGGCCUGUCGAUGAGGCCUUUUUUACCGUUCUUCAGCGCUUGUUGGUGGGGAGAACCCCCGAAGGCCCGGGGGCGAAAAAGGCGGCGGAAGGGCUCAAGGCAGCCACCGUGAAGGAGCUCUGCGCGGCGAUGACGCCGCUGGGCGUGCUCCACGUCCUUGUCGAGGCGACACUGGCGAUGCUCAUCGCGAAGGGGUUUGUUGUGAAGGACGAGCCCACGGAGGGACCCGUCGCGGCACCGCCUUCUUCUUCUUUGCGUCGGGUUCGGCUGCGGGUGACCCCUUUUGGGGCUUCUUCCGUGCGCUCUUGCUUUAACGUUGAGGAGGCGCUUUUUGUGCGGGAGGAGUUGGAUCGUCUUCGACGGACCGGGGUCAUUCUCGCGGAUGAUUUGCAUCUUUGCUAUUUUAUGGCGCCCCCGCGGGAGGCGAAGGAGUGCGAUUGGGGGCUCUACCGCGAGCACCUCGCCCGACUCGACGACGAUCGCCAGCGCAUCGCGGACCUGAUUGGCGUGGACGAAUACCUGGUCAACCAGCUCGCGAUGGGGAUUACCCCUCCAUCCACCGCCGCCUCUUUUUCCUUCUUCGCGGCGUCGCUGUUUGAGACCGCGGCGUCGUGCGCGGGGGAGGUUUGCCGGCAGAAUUGGUUUAUCGCCCGCCGCUUUUACCUUGCGAUGAUGCUCGCGGAUAUUUUGUCGGAGGUCCCUUUGGCGGAGGUCGAGUGGCGCUAUCGCGUCCAGCGCGGGCAGCUCCAGGCCUUAAUGCGCUCCGUCUCGAUGUACAGCAGCUCCAUUACCAAUUUCUGCCGCGCGAUGGAGUGGUUUUCCCUCGAGGCCGUCUUGACCUCCUUCAUCAAACGGCUUGGCUUCGGCGUGAAGCCGGAUUUACUGCCGUUGAUGGAAAUCAAAGGGAUCCAGCCGCCGCGGGCGAGGGCGCUGUGGAAUGCGGGGCUCCGCACGCCUUCCCAGAUCGCCGCGAUGGCGAGCCCCGAGGCACUUGUCGAGCGCGUAAAAGUGAUGAACCCGCCUGAUAAUAAAGCCGCGUUAUACUUUACAAAGCGCUCCGCCCUGAUGGUGAUUCACGCCGCGAGCCUUAAACUACAGGAACAGAUUCAGCAGAAAAUGGAUGAGCUCAAGGAACUAAAAGGGAAGCGUUCCUGA